AUGGAUCCCAACAAUAACCCUUUUAACACCCAAAAUUCUACUAAUUAUCCUUUCAACUAUAUAUUUCAAAAUCAAUCUUCCAACAAACAAGGUCCCCAAAAUAUACCAAAUUAUGGAUUUCCUCCGAAUUUCAUAAUGUCGUCAUCUAAUCCAAGUUAUCGCCCAUAUUAUGGAAUGAUGCCAUAUUCAUCUCAAACACCCCCUGAUUAUUCUUCUACUCCGAUGAGAAAUGAAAAUAUUUCGAAUGUUGGAGUUGAUGAAUUUCCUGAGUUUUCUACACAAAUGGAUAUUGGUGCCAUGAGAGGUGGUCAAGGAGCCACUCCAAAUGCAGAUGAUUCAACUCCUAUACGCCGGAAAAGCCCCAAAUGGACCACUGAUCAAAAUUUGGUUCUAAUUAGUGGGUGGAUUAAAUAUGGAACAGAUAGUGUUGUUGGGAGAAACCAAAAAAGUGAUUCAUAUUGGGGGAAAAUUGCUGAUUAUUGUAAUGAGCAUUGCUCAUUUGAUCCUCCCCGUGAUGGAGCUGCAUGCAGAAAUCAUUACAACUACAUGAGCAGAAUACUCAAUAAAUGGAUUGGCGCUUAUGAUAAUGCUAAACGUAUGCAACAAAGCGGGUGGUCGGAGAAUGAUGUAUUGGCAAAAGCGCAUGAAUUAUAUUCAAGUGGUAAGAGUGGACAUUUUCUUUUAAUGUCAGAAUGGCUUGCUGUCCAUGAUCAACCACGUUACGGUAGUCAGGUAGGAGGAAAUACUGGAUCUGGAAGUAGUGGAUCUAAGAGAGUCCAUGAGAGUGAUGUAAGUGAUUCCAACUCUGUUGGAUCAAGUGCUCGCCCAAUGGGGAGGGAUGCAGCUAAAAAAAAGGGUAAAAAAAAAAGCAAGGGCGCAACCUUGGAAUCGGUCAAUGAAGAGUGGAAUGAAUUCAAACAAUUUAAGGAGAAAGAGUUGGAACGAUUGGACAAAAUAGCCAUGAGGCAAGAGGAGGCUAACCAAUUGUUGAAAGAAAAUACUGAGGCUAAGAAGAUGAAGAUGUUUAUGAAGCUAAGUUCAAAGGAGCAUCUCGAUGACCGAAGCAAAGAGUUGUUGGAAAAGUUAGGCCGCGAUCUAUUUGGAAAUUAAGUGUUGUCAAGUCGUUAUUUGUAGUUUGUAUUUUGAUUUCUAUGUUGUCACAAUAUUUGGUCUUCCUAUUUUGUCAAGUCGUUAUUUGUAGUUUGUAUUUUGAUUUCUAUGUUGUCACAAUAUUUGGUCUUCCUAUUUUGUCAAGUCGUUAUUUGUAGUUUGUAUUUUGAUUUCUAUGUUGUCACAUUAUUUGGUCUUCCUAUUUUGUCAAGUCGUUAUUUGUAGUUUGUAUUUUGAU
Molecule: messenger RNA, 1348 nt
Organism: Vicia villosa (hairy vetch)
Lineage: Eukaryota; Viridiplantae; Streptophyta; Magnoliopsida; Fabales; Fabaceae
Product: glutathione S-transferase T3-like
Exons: 1
Coding region: 1-1110 (369 amino acids)
Source: RefSeq, a predicted model, not a curated record